Molecule: messenger RNA, 369 nt
Organism: Gongylonema pulchrum
Lineage: Eukaryota; Metazoa; Nematoda; Chromadorea; Rhabditida; Gongylonematidae
Source: the annotation of a GenBank genome assembly
UUUGGCCAGGGGCCGUUGCUGCCACCGUUUAUGGACAGUGCGACUGCGGCCAAUGCUGCUGUCACUGCCGCUACCGAAGAUGCACAAGCCGCUCUUGGAGUUGGUUACGCAAGUUUCGGAUACUGCACGCAGCAGCAGUCGGGCAGUCUUUCUCCAUCACUCUGUGAGCGAAUGAUGCGCUGUGAGAAUGCCAAAGAGGUGCAGGAAAUACAAGUUGGCUUGGAACAGCUCGUAGCGGAACCGGGUGAAUUUGAGACUUGGGCGAGUGCGAUUCGGGAACGCACCUCAAAGCAUUCGUUCAAAGUUGAGGCCCUCAAAAUCACCAUCGACAUGAUCACACAGCUGGCCCAUGUCAUUGAAAAUCAAUAG